Molecule: messenger RNA, 3285 nt
Organism: Oppiella nova
Lineage: Eukaryota; Metazoa; Arthropoda; Arachnida; Sarcoptiformes; Oppiidae
Source: the annotation of a GenBank genome assembly
UUUGGGUUGCCUUUCAGUCUCCGUUCAGCGCUCAUAGCAGUCAUGACUAUCAUUGUGUUUCUGGUGGACACGAGCGGCUCCAUGAACCACAGGACCCACUUCGGCGCCCGACCCACCCUUCUAGACGUGGCUAAGGAUGCCGUCGAGAAGUUCCUUAAGUCGCCAUUUAUUGUGUGUUACGGUGUAAACACUGCCGUUUCGUACGCAUAUAACGUUACGUUUGUUUGGGAGGUAGUGGUACGGCGAGAUAUGUGCGUUUGUGUAGUGUUAGCUUUUUCAAACAUUAAUAUGUCUUUUGCCUGUUUAUCACACAAACAGUUCCGACAGCGAGAUAUCGCUAGCCGUGGCGACCGAUACAUGUUAUUGACUUUCGAGGAAUCGCCAAACAAUGUCAAAGCCGGGUGGAAGGAGUCGCACGUGGUGUUCAUGAACGAGCUAAAGAACCUGACGGCCACCGGUAUGACCACAAUGGGUCCGGCGCUCAAGAACGCCUUCGAUCUGUUGAACAUAAACCGCAUGCAGACGGGGAUCGACACCUACGGUCAGGGCCGGUGCCCCUUCUUCCUGGAGCCGUCCAUCAUAAUCGUGAUCACCGAUGGCGGCCGGCUCUGCACCAACAGCGGCGUGUCCGACGACCUCAACCUACCGAUGCACUCGUCGGUGCCCGGCUCUGAGCUCACGAAAGAGCCCUUCCGGUGGGAUCAGAGGCUGUUCUCCAUAGUGUUGCGGCUGACGGGCACUUACAACUCGCCCACCGAUAGCGCCAAUUCACUCAAUACUAACUUCGCGGUGCCCACAGACGAGUCGCCCAUCGACGCCAUGUGUGAUGUCACGGGAGGUACGUAUUGUCGUGGAGAUCAUAGGCUUACCGCUCACAUGACUGUCCAAUCGGCCGUUGAUUGCGAUUUGACAACUCAUUUGAAACUAGGGCGACCAGAUCUGUCUGUGCCCUACGAGUUAAUUGGUGUUAAUAUUUGUGUUUUUUUUCUUAUUUGUGACCCCCUUUUAGGCCGUUCCUAUUGCGUGACCUCACAGCGAACCCUAAUGGCCAGUAUUGACCAACUGAUCCAACGAAUACACGGCGGUGUAGUGAUUAACUUUGAAAAGGUGGGCCCCGACCCCCCUGUCAUCAUACCCAAUGACGAGGAGGUGUCGGUGGUGGUGAGCAACACAUGUGAUACAUUGAAUGGACUCAAUAGUAGUACUAAUAGUAAUAAUAAUAAUGUGAAUAAUAAUUUAAAUAAGACUGCAAUGAAUUUAAGUGUAAAUAAUAAUAAUAAUACGAAUAACAAUACAAACAAUCUGUCAAACGAUACGAUGGGCGGCAAGUCGUGGCACUCGACCCGCAAACUCAUUUACGUGCAACGGUCGGCCCAAAAGGGCUACUCCGUGGGCCACUGGCCGAUACCGGAGUCCUUUUGGCCGGACGUGAACUGCCCGACACUGCAGCCGCGAACCGCUCAUCCGUUAGUGAAGUUCACGUGCGCCGACUCGGAGCCGACGGUCAUCGAGAACCUGCCGUUUGAUAAGUACGAGCUCGAGCCGAGUCCCCUCACGGCGCACAUACUGUCCCGCAAACAGCCGCACGUCGCGUGGCAGGUGUUCGUCGCCAACAGCCACAAGAGCACCGAAUUGGGCCUACCGUUCGGCUACCUGAAGGCCAGCACUAACCUCACGUGCGUUAACCUGUUUGUGUUGCCCUACAACUACCCGAUACUACUGCCACUGCUGGAGGACCUGUUCAAGUUGCACCAGGGAAAGCCUACGCGCGAGUGGAAGGUCCAGUUCGACAACUAUCUCAAACUCAUGCCACUGUAUUACGCGUCGCCCCUGAAGCGGGCGCUCCAGCGUAUGGGUGCGCCCAACCUGGUGCCCGACAACAUGGAGAACUGCCUGUCCUAUCCGGUACUCAAUUACCUGAAACGGCUGAAGAACUUAGCGAAAGCCGAGUACGAGAAGCUGGUGGCCACCGUGGGUACGGGCGCUAAGCCGGGCGGCCCCCUGGAGGGCAGUCGGGUGGUGAGCAACGGACCAAAUAUGCGUAAAAUGUCGGAACUGGGCCUCUGUUCCAAUCCGUUGCUGUCCAAGAGGUUCGCGGGCCUGAAGAACGAGUUGAAUGAGUUCCCGGGGUUUGUCAUCCGAUUCCGCGAUAAGUACGGCUCCGACUCGAAGACCCACUGCUAUCGCAACGCGUUUGACAUAAACCGCUCGGAACUGUUGGACCAGAUCUUCCGCAUGCGCACCAACUUUAUGCAGAGGCACACGAACGCCAUCCGCUACCAGGACGACGACCAGCUGCACAGUCUGCCCAUCAGCCAAAUGGGUAACUAUCAGGAGUACCUGAAACGAAUGCCGGUGCCGUUGCGGGAACUGGAGUCGACGCCCGUCCGGCAGCACAUGUUUGGCAAUCCGUUCAAAGUGGAUAAGCGCGGAAUGAUGAUGAUUGACGAGACGGACAUCGAUUUGGUGGGCAGUGGGGGCGGGAACGGCGGUUCGUCGCCCAUGAGGGCCGGCAAACGAUCGCCGGCCGACAUCUACCUGAACGGCCCGAAGCCGAAGCGCAAACCCGGGCCACUGCCUAAAGACUUUCCGCUGAGGCCUUUAAGUCCGAUUCCUAGUCCGCCGCCAUCGCCCACAGCGUUUUCCGCGCUGCCGACGCCCCCCGUGUCGCCCAUUCCUGUCGCGCCUCCCGUGUCGCCUAUAGCUGUCGCGCUUCCCGUGUCGCCCAUACCCGUCGUCGCACCUCCCGUGUCACCCAUACCCGUCGUCGCCCCUCCCUUGUCGCCCAUACCCGUCCCGCCUUCCGUAUCAUCCAUACCCGUCGUGCCUCCCGUGUCGCCACUGCCGGCGUCGUCCCCGCAAACGACACUGAAAACGGUGGCCAACGGGCGAGUCAUUACAAAUCAUAGCGAACACAACGGAACCCACAAUGGGCUCAAAGACGCGAAGAAAGUUCAGUUCACUCCCGAAGAGUUUGAGUUAAAGAGAUAUCUGUUUAAAUUGGUCCGAAGGCCCGGCAGGAAUUUCGAUGAACUCCUGAGGGAAUUGUCGACAAUGCGAGCGGCCCUUCGCGACCAACUGCUCCAAGAAGUGAUAGCUGAGGCCAAUAGGUUUAAGCGCAAGUCGUUGAUUGAGUUGCUGUGCGCUAACAAUAAGUUAUAAUAUUUGACGUAAUAAUAAAGUUUAUAUCUGUUUUUAUAUUCUGCAAAUGCAAAUGAAUUUUUCAAAACCAUUUAUCAUCACUUUAUAAAUCAUUAUUUGCUUCACUCUCAUAAAAUAUUUGCC